This is a messenger RNA of Capsella rubella, 805 nucleotides long. RefSeq lists its product as uncharacterized. The record is from RefSeq and is a predicted model, not a curated record. The transcript is spliced from 4 exons. Gene Ontology annotation, biological process: mitochondrial respirasome assembly. Lineage: Eukaryota; Viridiplantae; Streptophyta; Magnoliopsida; Brassicales; Brassicaceae. The coding region runs from base 250 to 633 and encodes 127 amino acids.
AAAAUGGAUCAAAUAUUUGAUAUUGAAUCUUUUAAAUCACAGUCUGAAUCUCUUGGAUCCAAAAACAUGAAUGGCACUCACAGUUUAAUAAUAAUCUCACGACUCAGCCACUAUUUCUUCACUUAAAACUAAUUCCUGAAUCUAAUAAGAACCCUAAUUUGUUUACUUCUUCUUCGUCCACUCCAAGGUUUCUCAGAUUCUCUCGAUAUCGAAAGUUUCGAGCUUUGGUUUUUGGUUUGUAAAUCGAGGAUGAAAGAAUCGAAAUCGACCAAGUUGAAUCAGCAACAGCAACAACAAGACAAUCACCAGAAUGUUCACUUGUCCCCAUCGAAACUAGCCAAGUUGUUCGAUCCCGAUGCUUCUUGGGACAAGGAUCAACUGGGAGAUGUGUUGCAUUGGAUUAGACAAGUGGUGGGAUUGAUCUGUGGAUUGUUAUGGGGAACUAUUCCACUUGUUGGAGGCAUUUGGAUAAUUCUGUUUUUGGCGAUAUCCUCAGGGAUCGUUUACGGUUACUAUGCAAUGAUUCUCAAGGUUGAUGAAGAAGAUUUCGGAGGCCACGCAGCUUUACUCCAAGAGGGUCUCUUUGCGUCACUUACUCUCUUUUUGGUAACUCGCAUGGAUUCUUGUCUAUAGCUUGGCACAUUUCUGAAAACAACCUGAGCUACAUUCUUUUUACUCAGCAGCGAAUGCUCGUUCUUCAUUACUUCUUUGGAACGAAUCUCUGUUCUUUUCUUUUCUUUUUUUGUAAAAUGUCUGAAGAUAAGGCUACGAGAGACAAAACGUUAUAGUAACAAUUUUAUGAAUA